This is a messenger RNA of Pangasianodon hypophthalmus (striped catfish), 4591 nucleotides long. It is a transcript of the gene cnot4b, whose product is annotated as CCR4-NOT transcription complex, subunit 4b. Bases 329 to 2812 code for a protein of 827 amino acids. Gene Ontology annotation, biological process: protein ubiquitination. The record is from RefSeq and is a predicted model, not a curated record. Gene Ontology annotation, cellular component: CCR4-NOT complex. Lineage: Eukaryota; Metazoa; Chordata; Actinopteri; Siluriformes; Pangasiidae. Gene Ontology annotation, molecular function: ubiquitin-protein transferase activity; RNA binding; metal ion binding. The transcript has 15 exons.
CCCCGUCACCCCUCCCACUUCACGUAAGAUGGCGGUUUGAAGGUGUACAUGGUUAUAGAGGCUUAUCACAGCGCCUCGGGCUUUCACUCAGCUAACAGCGCAGAAGUAAUCCCGCGGUCCCACUUUCCUACACUUCCGGAGUUCAGAAAGAGUCAUUAGAGCACCUUCCUGGCUGUUGUGAAUAAAUCUUGAGAAGAGCCAGUGUAGGCAGGUUUGAAAAGCGUAGACUCUGGUGCACACGUGCUGCUGCUGACACAUGACCGAGUGUCACGCCUAGUCCUUCCUCUGCAGUGAAAGAACGCCUCCACUCACCACAUCGUGCCAUAGGAUGUCCCGUAGCCCUGAGGUGAAAGAGGAUCCGAUGGAGUGCCCUCUCUGCAUGGAGCCCCUGGAGAUCGAUGACGUUAACUUCUUUCCCUGCACCUGCGGCUACCAAAUCUGCCGUUUCUGCUGGCACCGCAUCCGCACCGAUGAAAACGGCCUCUGUCCUGCUUGCAGGAAGCCCUAUCCAGAAGACCCAGCUGUAUACAAACCCCUGUCUCAGGAAGAGCUGCAGAGGAUAAAGAAUGAGAAGAAGCAGAAGCAGAACGAGCGCAAGCAGAAGAUCACAGAGAACCGCAAACACUUGGCCAGUGUACGCGUCGUACAGAGGAACCUGGUGUUUGUGGUGGGGCUGUCGCAGAGGCUCGCUGACCCAGAGGUCUUAAAGAGGCCAGAAUAUUUUGGGAAGUUUGGUAAGAUCCAUAAAGUGGUCAUCAACAACAGCACCUCAUAUGCUGGCUCACAGGGUCCUAGCGCUAGUGCCUAUGUCACUUAUAUUCGGUCAGAAGAUGCCCUUAGGGCUAUACAGUGUGUCAACAACGUAGUAGUAGAUGGCAGAACUCUUAAGGCAUCUUUAGGUACAACAAAGUACUGCAGUUACUUUCUAAAGAGCAUGCAGUGUCCCAAACCGGACUGCAUGUAUCUACACGAGCUAGGUGACGAGGCAGCCAGUUUCACAAAAGAGGAGAUGCAGGCGGGAAAGCAUCAAGAAUACGAACAGAAACUUUUACAAGAACUCUACAAAAUGAACCCGAACUUCCUGCAGACAUCCACUGGGACUGGGGAAAAGACAAAAAGCAAAUCAGGCUCUGUACAGAGUUCCAAUAAUAAUAAAGAUGCGUGGCCAUCGUUACAGCCCAUGGGAAAGACGCCCAAUGGGCUUCCAGAGCUCCGCAAGAGCCCGACUCUGGAUGGAGGCUCAGACUGUGAGCACUUGACUCCUGACGGGCCGGACGCUGAGCUUGGCCUUGGACCUCUCCCAGCCCUCUCGCCUUUCUCUUCAAACUGUGAAACUGCCAGUCCCAGUGACAAACCAACAGAAGCCAUCAGUAUAGGAAACGGAGAGACACCACAGAUUCCCUCCAGUGACUCGCCGUCGCCCCCUCCAGGUCUGGCAAAGCCGUGUCUGGUGGUGCCUGCCAACGUAGCGGGUUUAACAGUGCGGUCACCCUUCGAGGGGGCAGGCACCGAGUCGCAGUCACUGUUCUCUGACAACAGCAACUUCAGACAUCCGAACCCCAUCCCCAGUAGCAGCAGUGUUCCUGGUUUUUCCCAAGUUUUCCCAAGCUCCACACAGAGCAAUGCAGACUGGCCCACUGCUCCCGAACCACAGAGCCUGUUUACAUCAGAUACUAUACCAGUCUCAUCCUCCACAGACUGGCAGGCGGCCUUCGGCUUUGGCUCUUCCACCAAGCAGCAGGAAGACGACCUUGGCUUUGACCCCUUCGACAUCACGAGCAAGGCGCUGGCUGACCUCAUCGAGAAGGAGCUUUCGGUACAGGACAAAACUUCGGUGCCUAUGAGCCAUGUGACCCCAGCACCGGGUUUCCCUCCUCACAUCCCCAGCUCGCUUCACAGUGCCAAGGGCCCCAUGCUGCCUCCUGCCUCGACCGCACACCUCCCUCCGAACUGUGGGCUGGCCCCGCGAGCCUUCUCCCACCAUCUCCAACAUGCCCAGCUUGCCCAGCGCCCUGGCUAUGCCUCAUUCAGCUUGCCCGGGCACACGCAGACGCUGGCAUCUCGCCACAGCUGGCUGACCAUGACAGCACGCGCCAACCUGCAACACCUGAACCACACCGCACAACACAACAGCAGCUUCUUGGACUUGAGUUUGCCACCUCAACAGCAGCAGCAGCAUAGUACAGGUCUAGGAGGAAUCCCCAUUACAGAAAACAGCAAUUCAGUAGAGAGCAUAAAUGUCAAAGAGUGGCAAGAUGGCCUUCGAGCUCUUUUACCCAACAUCAACAUCAAUUUCGGUGGCUUGCCCAACUCCUCGUCUUCCUCAUCUUCAUCCUCAUCCUCCUCGUCAUCUUCGUCCGGCGUGAAUCACACAGGGGGCAUGACACACAGUCUGAGCUGGGACGGCACGGCCAGCUGGAUGGACCCAGCGAUCAUCACAGGAAGGAGGAUUCAACAAAAAAGGGAGCUGACAAAAAAAAAUCAACUAAUACCAGGUGUCCCAGCAUCCUCAGCCAACUGCCUGGACUCUCUUCAGGACGACAGUCCUCCACAUUGGCUAAAAUCCCUGCAGGCCCUGACAGAGAUGGACGUACCCUCUGGCUCCACAGUACCCCCUCAGCCCCCACACAGUACACCCUUUAGUGCCCAGAUGUCUCUCCACAGAGCCAGCUGGGCACCUUACCUGCCCCCGGGCACUGCCAGUGCUGCCAGCCAGUUCCACUCUCCCCCACCAGGCUUCCAGACAGCGUUCAGAGCCGCGGCUCAGCCCCCCACAGACCUGCUGCAGAGUGCCGGACUGGACCGCCACUAGGGACUGGGACACUAACACCCCCUUCCUUUACUCCGAGAAAACCCAACACACACAGAAAGACGAAUAAAUAUAAAAAUACAAACCUGUUAACAAAGUAAUUAUGGGAUUAUGUAUUCUUUUUUUUUUUUUUUCCUUCCACAUCUUGGUCUUUCGAGCUCAUUUUAACUCUUGGUUUCACAUUUUCCUUGGUUUAGGAUUUGGUUCAUGUUGCCCAAGUGCUCUUAUCCCAGCAUAAGCAAGGACGUUCUUGAACAACGCAUUGUUAGUGAGAGAGUUGAGUGAGGAAUUUGGUGGUGAUGAAGCUGAUAUCUGUGUGGAAAUCAUGAAAGUGAAUGGAUUAGAGAACUAGAGAAUAUUCCAGUCGAGUGUGUUGAUCAAAUCUGCCUUUAAAUCUGUACCAAAUAAGCACCUGUUCUCUGCCUGUGUGCACAACCGCGAGACCCUUUCCUAUAACCUCUUAGCCUGUGACAUUCAAAGAAGUGACACAGAAAUCCAACAAAUCUGGAUUUAGAUUUGUUUUCCCCUUUGCAUUCUUUACUUUCAGCUUCCCUGAAAGAUCAAAUACCUAACGGAGAGUAGCGGAGAAAUCUCCGUGCUUUUUUUUUCUUUAUUGAAUGUUAAGCCUUUAACUCUGUUCUUUUCUUCAGGUUGCAGUAAAGAGGCCUUUUAGAAGUUAUCUCAGAGCGUAGUUACAGCUUACGCAUCAUGCCUUAAAAAAAAAAAAAAAUCGACCAGGAUGUGUUCUCAAUCACACUCCCUUUUUCCUACAUGGUCUUUCAGAUACUUGUUCAUGACCCUCCUACCAGCUGACUGGUACCAGGAUGGGCAAGAGGCUUUCCAGCUGCAACACUGGACGUAACCUCUGUAUCAGAGGGCAGUGCAUUGCAACGAAAAAAGGCGGAAACCUCCAUUUUAAAGAACAAGCAAGCUGUAAGACACGUUUGAACAAAGGGCAGGUGUAGCGGAUGGAGCACCACCGUGUGGUGAUUUUCAUAGCUGCCUUUACUUGAAUAGGACACCACAAUUUCCGUGUGUGUUCUUAGAAUAUAUAUAUAUAUUCUCCCUUGAAGCAACACGGUGAAAGGUUUCGGGGAGACUUCGCUGGAUGUGUUUUAUGCAAACUCUGACGAGGAGUUCGUUUUGAGACAAAUGACACAAACAAAAUCAUGAUGCAUCUCCAUUCAUCACUGAGAAAAGCACUUAAGUGCGUUCUUUGCACUGAUGGGUGUCAAGACAGAAGAAAACAUUAGGGGUACAAGCUGAGUUUCGAUGAUGUAGUGCAAAAGAAAAUUCAGUUGUUAAUUUGACUCACUCUGAAGACCAUUUUAAGAUUGUCAGAAAAGAUACCAGGAAAGUGAUUUGAUUGAUUGUUUUUCUCACAGUAGACAGAUAAUCUGGCCACACUGCUGAUGAAAGCUGGGAUAGCAGCACCGGUAGGCAACAAGAGUUUGUUUUUUUUUUUUUCCCUCAACACAGGGCUUCAUCAGAGGUCAGAAAAAAAUGCACUCUUCUCCUUCUGCCUUCUUUAAUUUUCUUUUAACAGUCUUAAUUCUGUAUCACUUGUGUAGGUUCUUGCCAACUGUUCAGUAUUCAGCAGUAUUCAAGAGCAGUGAUUAAAUUAAAAAUCUUAAGAUAAAACCAGUACAAUUUAACUAUGGGUUUUACUCAAUGCUAAAGAUUAAGAAAGAAAUUAAAUGAAAAUGAAGAGUCAAAGGAAUUGUAUCUCUGCAGGUCUGAAAGAAAAAGAAAACAAUCUUUAAUAAAAGAUUAAAUAUGAAA